GCGGUUGUCAGAGUGUCGCCGUCCGCCAUUUAGAACAUUAGAACGAACGCUUCGGCUUCAAUUCAAUUCUGCUGAAACUGAAAUAAACCCUCGUGACAAUCGCUGACGUGGUUGAUUUCAUUCGCAGACUCGCUCCGAGAAGGUCGUCGCUCGUCGCAGACUCUUUUUCUUGUGUUUGCGUUCCGUUCCGCGUGCGGUAUAUUCAAACAGAUUUUCUAUAAGCACCCUGCUGCCUGUUUCAGCUCCUGCUGCGUGCAACAAGCGAUCUUGUUGUUUUAUAUCUGAUUUUUCAUUGUGAUUUGUGAUUACGUGACGUAAAGUGAGAGACAUAAUAUCCCAUUUUAUUUUGUGAGAAGACAAAGUUCUUGGGGGACACUGUAUCCAGCCCAAUCAAACCCACCCCAACCCUACUUCAAACCGACCGACCCCUUGAGUUAGAAAAUUAAAUUUAGGUACCUGAGCGGAGCCGUGAAACUUUUUCCAGUGCGGUGUGUUGUGUGUUGGAAGUUUUGCCGUUUUUCCAAUUUAAAACUUGAGUGAUGAAAACUUUUCGGAAAAGUUAAAUUGUUUUUCCAACGACGACGAGGACGACGACUAAGAACAAAAUCUAGCAGAGUAUACGUACGCUUACGAGUUCUUCACCUGGCGGCACACAGCAGUGUAAUUUUGUGCUGCUCUUUUCGAGGAUAAUUAAGUACUUGAUUGUGCGAAGGACAGAGUUACGUUUUUACUUAUAUGACGUGGAGUUUUUCUUCUUGUUGUUAACUGAUUCGGCAUUGCAAGAACGUAAACGUGAGUGUUCGUGAAAUUUGUUCGAAAAAGUUUUCCCAUUUUUUUUCUAUUUGUUUGUAAUUUGUGAGUUGAAAGAACGAAACGAAGAGUGACUGAGUGACUUUAAGGGCAAAUUUGUAUUUUAAUUGCAUCGAGCACACAAUCGGUGCACACUCUGAUUUCUGUUUGCUAAUUAAAACUUUUUCUACCUUUCGCAAGAACGUGCGGCGGUGUUUCCACUUUUGGAAACCGCGCUAAUCUAAUUUCGACAAAAUUUUCACAGACGGGAAUAAGCUGGGUCCUGCAGCAGCGGGAAGAGGAAUGUUUUGCUACCACUGUCCGCCAGCGUUACAUCCAGCUGGACCCCAUCAACCCCGGCUGCCAUCAUUGGAAUACCCGUUUGCUGCUACACAUCCAUACACAAGUUACUCCUACCAUCCUGCCAUUCAUGAUGAAACUUUUGUUCGACGUAAGCAGCGAAGGAAUCGCACAACGUUUACUUUGCAACAACUUGAAGAAUUGGAGACUGCAUUUGCUCAAACUCACUAUCCAGAUGUGUUCACCCGCGAGGAUCUAGCAAUGAAAAUUAAUCUUACAGAAGCACGUGUACAGGUAUGGUUCCAAAACCGUCGUGCCAAGUGGCGAAAAGCUGAGCGGCUAAAAGAUGAGCAACGCAAGCGUGAAAAUGGUGGAGAAGGUUCAGUUUCAUUAGAUAAAAUGGAUGACAGCAGAGACUCAUCACCCGAUAUAACCGGUGAAAUGGACGAUGACCCACGCAGUUCCCACAGCCCGCCACCUACGAGUCCUCGCAUGGAUUCAGAUCCAGAACGACCUCUUUCCUCAACACAUCUCACCCAAUCGGCUUCACAAUCAGGUGGUUCAAUUAGUGCGGGUUCGCCAUCGCCUGGAGUCCGAACUCCGCAAAACUCCGGCACUAGCCCCACCAACUCCAAUAACACCGAUUCUCCAAUCGAAGUUGGCGGUCCAAUGUCGCUGACCUCCCGUACCCCGCAAUCAAUGUCGACUUCAACGUUCAGCAAUCACAUCUUCAAUAGCUUUUCCGAAAGUAAUGGAGGCUUUCGACCGGUCCUCGAUUCUGGAGCUCAACAACGGUCCAAUCAACCGCUAUUUCUGCCCCAUCAUCAUUUAGCAUCGCUGAGUUCACAAUUUUCCCAGCCCUUAUUUCCAGGACUUAAAGCCUUUCCGGGACUAUGUUCAUGUUGCCCGAUAAAACCCCCUUCGAUACCAGUAUCAUCAUCAAAUUCACCCGGCUCACCGCCAAUUUCUAAUCACUCUGACCCGCGUUCCAGUUCGGUUGCCGAACUGCGCCGUAAAGCCCAAGAGCAUUCAGCUGCUCUUCUGCAGUCAUUGCAUGCUGCUGCUGCUGCAGGACUAGCUUUCCCGAGGUUACACCUUCCGCCGCUGAAUUUACAUCAUGCUCUGAAUAACAAUAUAAAAAAUGAGGCUCAAGACAUGACAGCCACUACAAUGAAUGGCAUGACAAAUAACAAUAACGUAACGGAUAUUCAGCAACAGCAGCAGCAACAACACCAUCAACAGCAGCAACAACAACAACAACAACAAACUUCAUCACAUCCACUUAAUCAUCAAUCAAAUAAUGCCGUUAGCGAAAAUGUUGAAUAGAUCGUAUUUAUUUGAAAAAAAAAACAACAUAAAAUUGUAUUAUAAUUGUAAGAUAGUAAAAAUUUAAUUAAUAAGUUUAUGAGUGCCAUAAGGUUAAUACUCGUAUAAAAGCAUAGUUUUUAAGUAUUGUAAUUUUGUUUGUACAGUUCGGAGCUUAUUUGCAGUGAACAUUUUAUCAACCGGACAUAAAUUUAAAUUAUUUUGUUAAUAAAUUCGGAACAAAUUGACGAAAUUUCCUCUGAUGUACAAAAAUUUAGAACCUAUUUUCUGCAUUAUAUUUGGUGGCUAAGUUUAGACUAGAUUCUAGAAGCUUCAUGCAGUCCAUAUACUUUAAAUACCUUUUUGACUGAAUAAAUAUAUACCACAAAUAAAGAAUACAGAUUCAAUUGAAUAAAAAAACAGAAAUGAAAAACCUUGUUCGAAAUGGUUCUAAUAAUAAGCUUCUAAAAAUAAAUGUUUUUUUGUAUUAAUUUGGUCAUUCUAAUUCGUGAGAAUCAGCAAGAACGAACAUUUAUAUUUUAUCUAUUUUAUAUGAACGACGAUUUCGUAUAGAGAGAAAAAUGGAAUUUUUCCAAAAACAUAUAGAAAGAUAGGUCUGGUUCCUGGUACAUGACACUUCUUUUUUUUGUG
Episyrphus balteatus (marmalade hoverfly) is the source of this 3045-nucleotide messenger RNA. RefSeq names its product diencephalon/mesencephalon homeobox protein 1 (gene Drgx). Gene Ontology annotation, molecular function: RNA polymerase II transcription regulatory region sequence-specific DNA binding; DNA-binding transcription factor activity, RNA polymerase II-specific. The transcript has 8 exons. The record is from RefSeq and is a predicted model, not a curated record. Bases 1093 to 2415 code for a protein of 440 amino acids. Lineage: Eukaryota; Metazoa; Arthropoda; Insecta; Diptera; Syrphidae. Gene Ontology annotation, biological process: regulation of transcription by RNA polymerase II.